AUGUCAUUGCUGUGUGUUGGAGUGAAGAAAGCCAAGCUUGAUGGACCCCAAGAGAAAUUUAACACUUACGUGACCCUGAAGGUGCAGAAUGUUAAGAGCACAACUAUCGCUGUGCGUGGCAGCCAGCCGUGCUGGGAGCAGGACUUUAUGUUUGAAAUAAACCGUUUGGAUCUUGGCCUGACUGUGGAAGUGUGGAAUAAAGGGCUGAUCUGGGACACCAUGGUGGGCACCUUAUGGAUUCCCCUGCGCAGCAUACGGCAGUCCAAUGAGGACGGUCCGGGUCAGUGGUUGACCCUGGACUCAAAUGUAAUCAUGGCUGAGAAUGAGAUCUGUGGAACCAAAGACCCAACCUUUCACAGGCUGCUGCUUGACACCCGCUUUGAACUACCCCUAGACAUCCCAGAGGAAGAGGCGAGAUACUGGGCCAAGAAACUUGAACAAAUAAAUGCAAUGAGAGACCAAGAUUAUGCCUACCAAGAAGAACAGGAGCGACCACUCCAUGCACCAUCCACGCAGUGCUGUAAUUGGAGCCUGUGGGGAGAUCAGCAAAACGAGGACCCAGACAGCGCGGUGGAUGACAGGGACAGUGACUACCGCAGUGAGACCAGUAACAGCAUCCCACCUCCCUACUACACCACCUCCCAGCCCAACGCUUCCAUGCACCAGUAUCCCAUGAGGAAUCAUCACUACAGCCACUCCUACAACAAUGAGAUACACGAGCUGGACUAUGACCACAGAGCCAUGAGACGCUAUGAUAGUUUAGACUCGGCCACCAACGGGCGCAGCGAUAUCGACUCAGGCUCAGGGUCGAGCCGGCGCACCAGUCGUCAGUAUUCUCUAGACAGUAGGCAUUCACUGUCCGAUAGCCCCACAGACAGUCGUUAUGCCUCUUCAGGCGAAUUGAGUCGAGGCAGCUCUCAACUCAGUGAGGAGUUUGUUCCUGAGGAAGGCGGGAGCUUGCGAGGUUCAGAGUUCUACGAUGAAAACGACUCCUACCACUCCUGCCACUCCUCCGUCAGCUACAGCAAAGAAGGUUCCCCAGUCUGGGAUGGUGAAGAUCCGCAAGCUGUCUACAGCGAUGAGGGAGGCUACCUCAAAGAUGGAGGGGAAGAUAGGGCACUGUAUAAUGAAGAGGAGGGAGACAUGUACGCGGAGGAAGGAGAGUACAACUACGAAGAUGAGGAGGAUAUGCCAUAUGAAGAAGAUGAAGAUAUGUACCCACUGGACGGCACUCUCACUGAAGACCAGGAGCCGCCCUACACCCCCACAACCACAAGCACUGCCCCCACCCUGAUGCCUCCCUCUGACAGUCUGACCUCCAGCAGGCCACCGCUGGAGAAGCAGGCAUCGCUGCAUCAGCAGCGGCCAGCCCAUGAUCAGCUCCAGCCCCCCAGCACGGCACCUGGUCUACCUCCAGUCAUUCAGGACGACACUGCGUUUCCCCCUUUUGGUGCAGAACCCACCAAACCUCCCAUUGCACUCACCCAGCCAGAUCUGUCUACCACCAUUACAUCCACCCCCACAACUACAUCACAGGUUCUAGCUCCAGAUAUCAAGCCCCCGGAGCCUGAGCCAAUACCUGAGGUCACAACAGAGGAACCCCGACCACCUGAGGAGCCUUCGGCAGCAGAGAGCAUCCCACCAGUUCCUGAAGACAAACCAGAAGAGCCUCCUGUUCCAAGAGCUAAAGCCAACUGGCUUCGACUUUUCAGCAGAGUACGACUACAGCUGCAAGAGGCGCGAGGAGAGAGUGUUGGCAUCGCCUCUCUACUUUUAUCAGCAGGGAUGGGUGGUGCUCUUUAUAGCAUUGACAGCAUGCCAGACCUCAGGAAGAGGAAAGCUAUGCCUCUGGUCAGAGAUCUGGCUAUGUCCUUGGUUCAGAACUCCAGGAAGGCUGGCAUCACCUCGGCCCUGACAUCCAGCACCCUGCAUAAUGAAGAACUGAAGAGUCACGUCUACAAGAAGACCCUCCAGGCCCUAAUUUAUCCUAUUUCCUGCACCACACCGCACAAUUUUGAGGUGUGGACAGCCACCACCCCCACGUACUGCUACGAGUGUGAGGGACUGCUGUGGGGCAUUGCUCGUCAGGGCAUGCGCUGCACUGAGUGUGGAGUGAAAUGCCACGAGAAGUGCCAGGAUCUACUCAAUGCUGACUGUCUGCAAAGAGCAGCAGAGAAGAGCUCCAAACACGGCGCGGAGGACCGAACCCAGAACAUCAUUAUGGUUCUUAAAGACCGCAUGAAGAUCCGCGAGAGGAAUAAGCCUGAGAUCUUCGAACUUAUUCAGGAAGUGUUCACUGUCGUCAAGUCCACUCACGUCACCCACAUGAAGCAGAUCAAGCAGAGCGUGCUCGAUGGCACCUCUAAGUGGUCAGCAAAGAUCAGCAUCACAGUGUUGUGUGCCCAGGGUUUACAAGCCAAGGAUAAAACCGGCUCCAGUGAUCCGUAUGUCACCGUCCAGGUGGGAAAAACAAAAAAGAGGACCAAAACCAUCUAUGGCAACCUCAACCCUGUGUGGGAAGAGACAUUCAACUUUGAAUGUCACAACUCGUCAGACCGCAUCAAGGUCCGAGUGUGGGAUGAGGACGAUGACAUCAAAUCUCGUGUGAAACAGAAGUUCAAACGGGAGUCAGACGACUUUCUCGGUCAAACUAUCAUCGAGGUCCGCACUCUGAGUGGAGAAAUGGAUGUGUGGUACAAUCUGGACAAGCGUACAGACAAAUCAGCUGUUUCCGGAGCGAUCCGCAUGCACAUAAAUGUAGAGAUCAAGGGAGAGGAGACAGUCGCCCCGUAUCACGUUCAGUACACCUGUUUGCAUGAAAACCUUUUCCACUAUGUGACAGAUAUUCAGAAUAACGGUGUGGUGAAGAUCCCUGAUGCCAAAGGGGAUGAUGCUUGGAAAGUGUACUUUGAAGAGACUCCACAAGAGAUUGUUGAUGAGUUUGCCAUGCGUUAUGGAGUGGAGUCCAUCUAUCAAGCCAUGACUCAUUUUGCCUGCCUGUCGUCGAAGUAUAUGUGCCCAGGUGUGCCUGCAGUGAUGAGUACCCUGCUGGCCAACAUCAAUGCCUACUACGCUCACACCACCCAAGCAACUAACAACGUCUCUGCCUCUGACCGCUUUGCUGCUUCUAACUUUGGGAAAGAACGAUUUGUGAAGCUUCUAGACCAGCUGCACAACUCUCUGAGGAUUGAUCUUUCCAUGUACAGGAACAAUUUCCCAGCCAGCAGCCCUGAGAGGCUGCAGGACCUCAAGUCCACAGUGGACCUCCUCACCAGUAUCACCUUCUUCAGAAUGAAGGUCCAAGAGCUUCAGUCUCCACCCAGAGCCAGUCAGGUAGUGAAGGAUUGUGUCAAAGCCUGUCUCAACUCCACCUACGAGUACAUCUUUAAUAAUUGUCAUGAGCUGUACAGCCGCGAGUAUCAGACAGACCCGGCCAAACAGGGUGCAGUGCCUCCAGAGGAGCAGGGACCGAGCAUUAAGAAUCUGGACUAUUGGUCCAAACUCAUUACACUUAUUGUCUCCAUCAUUGAGGAGGACAAGAACUCUUACACCCCUUGCCUAAACCAAUUUCCCCAGGAACUCAAUGUGGGUAAAAUCAGUGCUGAAGUGAUGUGGAACCUGUUUGCUCAGGAUAUGAAGUAUGCAAUGGAGGAACAUGAAAAAAAUCGCUUGUGCAAGAGCGCAGAUUACAUGAACCUGCACUUCAAGGUAAAGUGGCUGUACAACGAGUACUGCAAAGACCUGCCUUUCUUCAAGAGCAGAGUGCCUGAAUAUCCGGCGUGGUUUGAGCCAUUUGUCAUCCAGUGGCUGGACGAGAAUGAAGAAGUCUCUCGGGACUUUCUGCAUGGUGCUUUGGAGAGAGACAAGAAAGAUGGGUUCCAGGUCACAUCAGAACAUGCUCUGUUUUCCUGUUCGGUGGUGGACGUGUUUUCUCAGCUCAAUCAGAGCUUUGAGAUCAUCAGGAAGCUGGAGUGUCCAGAUCCACAGAUUGUAGGACACUAUAUGAAACGAUUCGCUAAGACCAUCAGCAAUGUACUUCUGUCAUAUGCUGAUAUCAUCUCCAAGUGUUUUGCCAACUAUGUCACCAUGGAGAAAGUGGUGAGUGUCCAAAGACAUGAUGAACCAGUGUGGCCCUGCAUCCUGAUCAACAACAUCCAACAGCUGAGAGUUCAGCUUGAGAAGAUGUUUGAAGCAAUGGGUGGAAAAGAUCUGUGUAUAGAGGCCAGCGACAUCCUGAAAGACUUGCAGGUUAAACUCAAUAAUGUCAUGGAUGAUCUCAGCAGGGUCUUUGCUGUCAGUUUCCAGCCUCACAUUGAGGAGAACGUGAAGCAGAUGGGAGAUAUCUUGGCUCAGGUGAAAGGAACCUCAAAUGUGGGCAACGCCAGCAGUGUGGCCCAGGAUGCUGACAACGUCCUGCAACCUAUCAUGGAGUUCCUGGACAGCAACCUGUCUUUAUUUGCUAAGAUCUGUGAGAAGACUGUGCUGAAACGUGUGUUGAAGGAAUUGUGGAAGCUGGUUAUGAACACCAUGGAGAAGACCAUCGUGCUGCCGCCACUCACAGACCAAACGAUGAUUGGGAGGCUGAAGAGUGCUUCUCACAGUGAUGGCACUCAGCUCAUCUUUAAUGCUGCCAAGGAGCUGGGACAGCUGUCCAAACUGAAGGAGCACAUGGUUCGUGAGGAGGCCAAAGCGCUCACACCUAAGCAGUGUGCUGUGAUCGAGCUGGCCCUGGAUACCAUCAAGCAAUAUUUCCAUGCUGGUGGUGUGGGUUUGAAGAAGACUUUCCUGGAAAAGAGUCCUGAUCUCCAGUCUCUGCACUAUGCCCUGUCCCUCUACACGCAGGCUACAGACAAACUCAUUAAGACCUUUGUCCAGUCACAGAACGCACAAGUGUUCGGCGGGAAGGGGAUUAGGUUCACCACUAGUGAGGAUGUUUACCCAGACAAGGGCUCUGGGGUGGACGAUGCUGUAGGAGAGGUGUCCAUCCAUGUGGAGAUUUUCACUCACCCCAACACUGGAGAGCACAAAGUCACAGUGAAAGUGGUGGCUGCCAACGACCUGAGGUGGCAGACGCAGGGAAUAUUCCGGCCAUUUGUGGAGGUCUAUAUCAUCGGGCCUCAUCUCAGUGACAAGAAGAGGAAGUACGCCACCAAGUCGAAGAACAACAGCUGGGCUCCCAAAUACAAUGAAACCUUCACUUUCACCCUGAGCAACGAGGUGGGUCCUGAGUGCUACGAGCUGCAGGUGUGUGUCAAGGACUACUGCUUCGCCCGGGAGGACCGCACCGUGGGCAUGGCUGUCCUGCAGCUGAAGGACAUGGCCUCCAAAGGCAGCGUAGCCUGCUGGCUGCCGCUGGGCAAACGCAUCCACAUGGACGAGACAGGCCUCACUGUGCUGCGCAUCCUCUCCCAGCGCAACAAUGACGAUGUGGCCAAGGAAUUUGUCAAGCUCAAGUCCGACCAGCGCUCCGCAGAGGAGGGCCGCAGCUAA
Scomber scombrus (Atlantic mackerel) is the source of this 5490-nucleotide messenger RNA. RefSeq names its product unc-13 homolog A (C. elegans) (gene unc13a). Lineage: Eukaryota; Metazoa; Chordata; Actinopteri; Scombriformes; Scombridae. Gene Ontology annotation, molecular function: syntaxin-1 binding; diacylglycerol binding; calmodulin binding. Gene Ontology annotation, cellular component: presynaptic membrane; terminal bouton; presynaptic active zone cytoplasmic component. The record is from RefSeq and is a predicted model, not a curated record. Gene Ontology annotation, biological process: dense core granule priming; presynaptic dense core vesicle exocytosis; neuromuscular junction development. The coding region runs from base 1 to 5490 and encodes 1829 amino acids. The transcript has 45 exons.